GCCGCCUCCAGCCUCAUGAGGACGCCCAGGCGGGGUCUGAGAGCCUGGAGCAGCCUGGACCGAAAUUUUGCGGCGGCCUUAGAGCGUUAGACAGGAUGCGGCUGGGCCGCCGGGCCCUCUGUAUGCUGGUCCUGCUGCUCGCCAGCGCCUCGCUGGGGCUCCUGUAUGCGAGCACCAGGGUCGCGCCGGGCCUCCGGGCACCUCUUGCGCUGUGGACGCCCCUGCAGGGCAACCCCAGGCCAGAACUGCCAGGUCUUGCUCCCGAGCCCCGGUACGCACAUAUCCCAGUCAGGAUCAAGGAGCAAGUGGUGGGGCUGCUGUCUUCAAAUAACUGCAGUUGUGAGUCCAGUGGGGGGAGCCUUCACUUCCCCUUCCAGAGGCAGGUCCGAGCCAUUGACUUCACCAAGGCCUUUGACCCUGAGGAGCUAAGGGUUGCCUCUGCCUCAAGGGAACAGGAGUUCCAGGCCUUCCUUUCAAGGAGCCAGUCUGCUGCUGACCAGCUGCUCAUAGCCGCUGCCAACUCCCCGCUCCAAUACCCCCUGCAGGGUGUGGAGGUCCAGCCCCUCAGGAGCAUCUUGGUGCCAGGGCUAAGCCUGCAGGCCACUUCCAGUCAGGAGGUCUAUCAGGUGAAUCUCACUGCCUCCUUGGGCACCUGGGACGUGGCAGGAGAAGUGACAGGAGUGACUCUCACUGGAGAGGGGCAGCCGGAUCUCACUCUCGCCAGCCCAGGGCUGGACCAACUCAAUCGGCAGUUACAACUGAUCACCUACAGCAGCCGAAGCUACCUGGCAAACACAGCAGACACAGUCCGAUUCUCCACCGAGGGACAUGAAGCUGCCUUCACCAUCCGCAUAAGACACCCCCCCAGCCCUAGGCUGUACCCACCUGGGCCUCUACCCCAGGGAGCCCAGUACAACAUCAGCGCUCUGGUCACCAUAGCCACUAAGACCUUCCUUCGUUACAAUCGGCUACGGGCGCUCAUCGCCAGCAUUCGCCGCUUCUACCCGACGGUCACAGUGGUCAUCGCCGAUGACAGCGACAAGCCAGAGCGCAUUAGCGGCCCCCACAUCGAGCACUAUCUCAUGCCUUUUGGCAAGGGCUGGUUCGCCGGCCGGAACCUGGCUGUAUCCCAAGUAACCACCAAGUACGUGCUGUGGGUGGACGACGACUUCGUCUUUACGGCGCGUACGCGCCUAGAGAGGCUUGUGGACGUGCUGGAGCGGACGCCGCUGGACCUGGUGGGGGGCGCCGUGCGCGAGAUCUCCGGCUUCUCCACCACCUACCGGCAGCUGCUGAGCGUGGAGCGCGGCGCGCCAGGCCGCGGAAACUGUCUCCGGCAGAGGCGAGGCUUCCACCACGACCUCGUCGGCUUCCCAGGCUGCGUGGUCACCGACGGCGUGGUCAACUUCUUCCUGGCGCGCACGGACAAGGUCCGCGAGGUCGGCUUUGACCCGCGCCUCAGCCGCGUGGCGCACUUGGAAUUCUUCCUGGAUGGACUUGGUUCUCUUCAGGUGGGCUCCUGCUCAGAUGUCGUUGUGGAUCAUGCCUCCAAGCUGAAGUUGCCUUGGACAUCAAGGGAUGCUGGGGCAGAGACUUAUGCCCGGUACCGUUACCCGGGAUCAUUGGACGAAACUCAGGUGGCCAAACACCGCCUGCUCUUCUUCAAACACCGGCUCCAGUGCAUGACCUCGGAGUGAUGGUCACUCAGGGCCUUCCAACUGUCAGGCUGGGCCUGCCUCCUUGUCCUUGCCAGAAUUUCUAGCAAACCCCACUGGCCACUGACCACUCUGCUGACUGUGCCCAAUCCCCCUCAGAACUGGAUCCUAAACAGGGGCUUGUCCUGCUGAUGCUCGUCCUUUCUGUGAGUGCCCAGGGGCAUGAUGGAGCCAUAACUCAUCCCACAGCCAGUGCCAAGUCCUCCCCCCACCCCCUUCUCAUGGGGCAGGAAGUGGGGGGUUGCUUUCCAAGUGCCAAAGAGUCCAUGGGGACUCUAAGACCCUAAAGCGGAAACACCCUCCUCUCGUCUCCUUGGGACUACGGAGAUGGGGAAGCCCCCAACAUAUAUUCCCAGGGCUGCCCCGCCUUCCAUCUCUGGAUACGGGACUCUGUGCAGCAGCUACAACUGCACCCCCAUGGAGAGACCUGGUGACUCUGGAGCUGGUAUGGGGGCUGGUGAACACAUAGGUGAAAGCCA
This is a messenger RNA of Phacochoerus africanus (Common warthog), 2194 nucleotides long. It is a transcript of the gene B4GALNT1, whose product is annotated as beta-1,4-N-acetyl-galactosaminyltransferase 1. The transcript is spliced from 11 exons. The record is from RefSeq and is a predicted model, not a curated record. NCBI's taxonomy places the organism in Eukaryota, Metazoa, Chordata, Mammalia, Artiodactyla, Suidae. Bases 96 to 1697 code for a protein of 533 amino acids. Gene Ontology annotation, cellular component: Golgi membrane. Gene Ontology annotation, molecular function: hexosyltransferase activity. Gene Ontology annotation, biological process: ganglioside biosynthetic process.